Molecule: messenger RNA, 3704 nt
Organism: Dermacentor andersoni
Lineage: Eukaryota; Metazoa; Arthropoda; Arachnida; Ixodida; Ixodidae
Source: RefSeq, a predicted model, not a curated record
GCCCUAUGCAGCCAGUGGCGAGGACGCCAAUUGACGCUGACUGGCAAUGCGGGCCGCAUUGGUGCUCGUGCUCUUUACUGCUUUACUAUUUGUUUCAUUAAGUUCGUCAUUGGCCCACAGAAGAGGCCGACGACGGCAAGGUGAUGACGGCGUGCGGCUUGGCUCAGGCCGACUGGGUCGACGUUUCAAGCAAAAUAGGAACGAUGUCUGCGAUGCUUCCCCUUACAAGGAAUUCCGGUUUCCUGACGGAAUGCCAUGCAAGCUCAAAAGAAGAAAAACAGGGAUGUGCCUUAAAGGAAGAUGUGUGACCAUUGAAGAAUAUGAAGAAUUUACCAGUGCCAAUCGCAAACCAGGCAAUACACAUUCGCUGGGAACACGUGCGCCAUUUAAGGCAAGUGACAUUUCUACCACUGAGGCCCCUAGCAAGGCUCGCUCUCCCGGCACAACAAAGGAGAACUUCACCUCCCAGAAAUAUCGAACCACUCGGGACUCACACAGCACAUACUCGGCGACAACAAAUCUGGCCUUAAGGACCCGUGACAUUUCAACAACAGAGGCACUUAGCAGCACACGCUAUCCAGGCACAACAGAGAGAGGCUUAUCCACGCAGAAAUAUUCGACUACUCCAAAAUCAGGAAGCAGAUACUCCGGGACAACAAGUAUGCUCUUCAGCACCAGUGACACUUCCACAACGGACGCACGUAGUAGCGCCCCCUAUCCAGGCACGACAGAGGGAGGCUUAUCCACGCAGAAAUAUCCAACUGGUAAAUCAGGCAGCACAUAUCCGGGGACAACAGAUGUGCGCUUCAAAACCCGUGAGACUUCCGCAACGGAUUCACCCAGCAGCACCCACCAUACAGGAACAGCAGAGGCAAGCUUAUACACGCAGAAAUACACAACUCGUGCAUCAGGCAGCACCUAUUCGGGUACAACAGGUGUGCCCUUCAGGAAUCGUCACAUUUCAACAAGGGAGGCACCUAGCAGCACCCGCUAUCCAGGCAUAACAGAGGGAGGCUUAUCCACGCAGGAUUAUCUAACUCGUGAAUCAGGCACCACCCACUCGAGGACAACAGGUGUGCCCUUCAGGACCCGUGACACAUUAACAAAGGUGGCACUUAGCAACACCCGCUAUCCAGGCACAACAGGGGGAGGCUUAUCCACAAAGAAAUAUCCAACUGGUGAAUCAGGCAGCACCAACCCGUGGACAACAGGUGUGCCCUUCAGAACCCAUGAGACUUCCGCAAUUGAGGCACGCAGCAGCACCCGCUAUCCAGGCACAGCAGAGGGAAGCUUAUCAACGCCGAAAUAUCCAACUCGUGAAUCAGCCAGCACGUACUCCGGGAGAACAGGUGUGCCCUUCCGCACUCGUGGCACUUUCACAACGGAUGCACGCAGCAGCACCCGCUAUCCAAGCAUAACAAAGGGAGGCUCAUCCACGCAGAAAUAUCCAACUGGUAUAUCAGGCAGCACAUACCCGGGGUCAACACGUGUGCGCUUCAACACCCGUGACGCCUCCACAACGAAUUCACCUAGCAGCACCCACUAUACAGACACAGCGGAUGAAAGCUUAUCCACACAGAAAUAUCCAACACGUGAAUCAGGCAGCACCUAUUUGAAGAUAACAGGUGUGCCCUCCAGGACCCGUGACACUUCCACAACGCAGGCACCUAGCAGCACCCGCUAUCAAGGCACAACAGUUGGAGGCUUACGGAAGCACCAAUUUUCAACUGGUCAAUCAGGCAGCACAUACCCGGAGACAACAGGAGUGCGCUUCAGGACUUUUGACACUUCCGCAACAGAUUCACCUAGCAGCACCCACUAUACAGGAACAGCAGAGGGAAGCUUAUCAAUGCAGAAAUAUCCAACUCGUGAAUCAGGCAGCACGUACUCCGGGACAACUGGUGUGCCCUUCAGAACCCAUGACACUUCCGCAAUGGAGGCACGCAGCAGCACCCGCUAUCCAGGCACAGCAGAGGGAAGCUUAUCAACGCAGAAAUAUCUAACUCGUGAAUCAGGCAGCACGUACUCCUGGACAUCAGGUGUGCCCUUCAGUCCUCGUGACACUUCCACAACGGAUUCACCUAGCAGCAACCACUAUACUGACACAGCAGAGGGAAGCUUAUCAACACAGAAAUAUCCAACUCGUGAAUCAGGCAGCACGUACUCCUGGACAUCAGGUGUGCGCUUCAGUACUCGUGACACUUCCACAACGGAUUCACCUAGCAGCACCCACUAUACAGACACAGCAGAGGGAAGCUUAUCCACGCAGAAAUAUCCAACUCGUGAAUCAGGCAGCGCGUACUCCUGGACAUCAGGUGUGCCCUUCAGUACUCGCGACACUUCCACAACGGAUUCACCUAGCAGCACCCACUAUACAGACACAGCAGAUGCAAGCUUAUCCACGCAGAUAUAUCCAACUCGUGAAUCAGGCAGCACGUACUCCUGGACAUCAGGUGUGCCCUUCAGUACUCGUGAUACGUCCACAACGGAUUCACCUAGCAGCACCCACUAUACAGGAACAGCCGAGGGAAGCUUAUCAACGGAGAAAUAUCCAACUCGUGAAUCAGGCAUCACGUACUCCGGGACAACUGAUGUGCCCUUCAGAACCCAUGACACUUCCGCAAUGGAGGCACGCAGCAGCACCCGCUAUACAGGCACAGCAGAGGGAAGCUUAUCAACGCAGAAUUAUCCAACUCGUGAAUCAGGCAGCACGUACUCCUGGACAUCAGGUGUGCCUUUCAGUACUCGUGACACUUCCACAACGGAUUCACCUAGCAGCACCCACUAUACAGACACAGCAGAGGGAAGCUUAUCCACGCAGAAAUACUCAACUGGUGUAUCGGGCAGCACAUACCCGGGGACAACAGUUGUGCGCUUCAACACCCGUGACAUUUCCACAACGGACGCACCUAGCAACACCCGUUUCCCAGGCACAACAGAGGGAGGCAUACCCGAGCAGCAAUUUUCAACAGGUCAACGAGGAAGCACAUACCCUGGGACAACAGGUGUGCGCUUCAACACCCGUGGCACUUGAUGAUGAGUGCUUUCUUGGUUUGCAGCAGAAAUAAAUGUAUGCAGGUCACAUGGAAGGUUCACACAAUUCUGUGGGGAAAAUUUGACAGAUUUCUAUAUGUAUUGCAACAGCAUUGCUUUGUCAGUGUGAGCACUUUACUCAUAAAUAGUAAUUGCAGCUUUCAGAUAAUUCAACUGCUAACUUCAAGUCAUCUUUCAAUGAAAGUCCUUUUUUGAGAACCACUUACAUAUCGUUAGUUUUUCCGUUGUUUACGCUAAUUAGACGUUCCGCAUUCGGUUCCGAAAAUUGUUUCAGUGAUGCAAUUUUUAUCGCGUAGAGAUCGGUGUAUUUAGCAUAAUAUUUCAUGGGAGAUGCAGACAUGUGGCAGCAGUGCGUCAUCGAACACGUGUUUUGAUUACUGUAGGUGUUUUUAGCAAUAAGAAAGAGACGUCGUAAAAGCAAUUCAACAUUUCAUACGAGUCAAUAAUGCGACGCGUCGCCUUGCGAAGCAUUGAUUCUUCUGAAAGUUGUAUGCUGUUCGUGUGAGGCGACUGCUGAAUAAGUGUUAGAUAUGCUUGUCAUCUGUAUUGGUCAAUUGUGACUGCACGUUUCUAUUAUUUAUGGCUGUUUCUUUUGGUUGUGUCUGGCAGUACGUAUGCAUUGAUUUAAUAAACGUUUGCAGUAAGUUUUA